Trichoplax adhaerens is the source of this 468-nucleotide messenger RNA. RefSeq lists its product as uncharacterized. The record is from RefSeq and is a predicted model, not a curated record. Gene Ontology annotation, cellular component: integrator complex. The transcript has 6 exons. Gene Ontology annotation, biological process: centrosome localization; regulation of mitotic cell cycle. The annotation marks the transcript as partial. Lineage: Eukaryota; Metazoa; Placozoa; Uniplacotomia; Trichoplacea; Trichoplacidae.
GAAGAGCAAAGUACUGGAACUUCAUCAAAUUAUGAUGUUCAAUUACUACAUCCCUCCGCAAUUCAUGACAGCCUACAGACGUCUUCUGAAGAUUACGGUAACUUCUAUACUUCAGUUGUCUUAAAAUGGUGUACACCCAAACAAGCAUCUAAUCCACUAUCUGAAUCACAAUUUUGUACUAGCAUGAGCCGUAUUACACCUGUUGAGCCAAGCAGUCGACCUACCAUUUGCUUAAUGAAUUUCCUUCUUUCGGGACGUACUGUUGCUUUGGAGCAACCGAAAAAAACCAGCCAUAAAUCUGUUAUAUCUCAUCUCUUAGUAGGCCAUAAAAGACAAGAUGAUUGCGACAGUGAUAUAUUUGUUCAUACGUUAUCAAUAUCUCGCUCGCCUCUGGAGGAUCCUCCUUCAAUCAGCGAAGGUUCUGGUGGCCGAGUAACGGACUACAGAAUUAAUGUUAGUAGAACUUAA